UUUACUGCACUAUCGCAUCGGCGUAUCGCUUGAUUACCUUGAGGUAAAAAAAACGUGCUCUUUUUAGCAAAAACAGUUUUUGCAAAGCUUAUUCAUCGUUUUAAGUUAAUUUUUUUACAUAAAAUGUCAAAAUUGACCAAAUUUUUCGUUGGAAAUUUGCCGUGGACAGUUAGUAGCCGAGAACUCCGUAAAUAUUUUGCAUCAUUCGGCCACGUUGCUUCCGCAGACGUCUUGUUCGAUCAUUCUACUGGUUUGUCAAAGGGUUACGGAUUUGUUCAGUUUUCUACACCAGGUGGAUACGAGAAUGUUUUAAACAAUAAUAAACAUGAAUUAGACGGGCAAACAUUGGUUCUCAAAACAGCUGGUUCUCAAUAAUUGUUGUCUAAAGUAAAAUUCCUGUUUUUUUUUUUUUUGUAUAAUAGACCUAUU
This is a messenger RNA of Rhopalosiphum padi (bird cherry-oat aphid), 429 nucleotides long. Its product is annotated as SRA stem-loop-interacting RNA-binding protein, mitochondrial-like. The record is from RefSeq and is a predicted model, not a curated record. The transcript has a single exon. Gene Ontology annotation, molecular function: mRNA binding. NCBI's taxonomy places the organism in Eukaryota, Metazoa, Arthropoda, Insecta, Hemiptera, Aphididae. The coding region runs from base 124 to 375 and encodes 83 amino acids.